Molecule: messenger RNA, 3013 nt
Organism: Nymphaea colorata (pocket water lily)
Lineage: Eukaryota; Viridiplantae; Streptophyta; Magnoliopsida; Nymphaeales; Nymphaeaceae
Product: phosphoglucomutase, chloroplastic
Exons: 22
Coding region: 155-2107 (650 amino acids)
Biological process (GO): carbohydrate metabolic process
Cellular component (GO): cytosol
Molecular function (GO): phosphoglucomutase activity; magnesium ion binding
Source: RefSeq, a predicted model, not a curated record
UGGUGGCCGUGGCUCCGUGCUGCACAGCGGACAACUCCAUUGGGUGGCCCGCGUCCCAUUCAGCCGCGAGAUCACGUUCUAUCGUUCCGGUGGACGUUAACACUUCUUCUCCGAGCUCACAUCCCUCUCCCAGAGAGAAGUGCGAGAGAGAAAUAUGGCGGCGAUGAUGAGAGCGGAAGGGUUGAUCUUCUCGUCUUCAUCAUCUUCAUCCUCAUCUCCGGUGUGGAGACUAUCCACGACUGUCGGCCAUUACAACCCUUCUUCCUCAAUCAAGACGCUCCCAUUCCCGCCUUCUGUCAUUCCGACCACUGCCCUUGUCUCUUCGAUCCCUCGGAGGCCCGUUUCUGUGCUGAGAAUUUCGGCGACGUCUUCGUCGUCCUCGUCAUCAGCGUCGUCCACCAUUGUCAACCUGGAAGGAAAGCUCCAGGUGAAAUCGGUGCCCACGAAGCCCGUAGAAGGCCAAAAGACCGGAACCAGCGGUCUGCGAAAGAAGGUUAAAGUUUUUGUUCAAGACAAUUACCUAGCUAAUUGGAUCCAGGCAUUGUUUAACUCCCUGCCGCCAGAGGAUUAUAAAGAUGGAGUGUUGGUCUUAGGUGGCGAUGGCCGUUAUUUCAAUGAAGAGGCUGCACAGAUAAUAAUCAAAAUUGCAGCAGGAAAUGGUGUUGGAAAAAUUUUGGUUGGCAGGGAUGGUAUUAUGUCAACUCCAGCUGUUUCUGCUGUCAUACGAGAGCGGAAGGCCAAUGGAGGCUUUAUAAUGAGUGCCAGUCACAAUCCUGGUGGUCCUGAAAAUGAUUGGGGCAUCAAGUUCAAUUACAGCAGUGGGCAGCCUGCACCUGAGACUAUCACUGACAAAAUAUAUGGAAACACACUCUCGAUUUCUGAGAUAAAAAUGGCAGAAAUUCCAGAUGUCAAUCUGUCUCAACUUGGUGUUUCAAAAUAUGGGAGCUUUUCUGUUGAAGUGGUUGAUCCUGUUUCUGACUACCUGAAUCUGAUGGAGAGAGUCUUUGACUUUCAACUUAUCAAAAGUUUGCUGACUAGACCAGAUUUCAGGUUCGUAUUUGAUGCAAUGCAUGCAGUAACUGGUGCUUAUGCAAAACCUAUCUUUGUGGAGAGGUUGGGUGCAGACGGGGCAAAUUGGCAGAGUUCCAUUGCAAAUGGAGUACCAUUGAAAGAUUUUGGCCAGGGCCAUCCAGAUCCCAAUCUUACGUAUGCAAAGCAAUUAGUUGGCAUAAUGUACGGAGAAAAUGCACCUGAUUUUGGUGCAGCAAGUGAUGGUGAUGGUGACCGAAACAUGAUUCUUGGCCGAAGAUUUUUUGUUACUCCUUCAGACUCGGUGGCAGUUAUCGCAGCCAAUGCACAAGCAGCAAUUCCCUACUUUGCAGAUGGAGUGAAGGGUCUAGCAAGGUCAAUGCCAACAAGUGGAGCACUUGAUCGUGUUGCUGAAAAGUUAAACUUACCCUUUUUUGAGGUACCAACUGGCUGGAAAUUUUUUGGGAACCUAAUGGAUGCAGGAAAACUAUCUAUAUGUGGGGAAGAGAGCUUUGGAACUGGUUCAGACCACAUCCGCGAAAAAGAUGGAAUAUGGGCUGUCUUGGCUUGGCUUUCCAUCAUUGCAUACCGUAACAAAGAUAACAAGGUUGGGGAGAAAUUGAUUUCUGUUGAAGAUGUUGUGAAGAAGCAUUGGGCAACUUAUGGGAGGAACUUCUUUUCUAGAUAUGAUUAUGAGGAAUGUGAAUCUGAAGGAGCAAAUAAAAUGGUAGAGCAUCUGCGCGACAUAAUAUCUAAGAGCAAGGCAGGAGACAAAUAUGGGAGCUACACGCUACAGUUUGCUGAUGAUUUCGAUUAUACAGAUCCUGUGGAUGGCAGUGUAGCAUCAAAGCAAGGUGUACGUUUCGUCUUUACUGAUGGAUCAAGGCUUAUAUUCCGAUUAUCUGGAACGGGUUCAGCUGGUGCCACUAUUCGGAUUUAUAUCGAACAAUAUGAGCCAGAUAUAAGCAAGCAUGAAAUGGAUGCUCAAGUAGCACUGAAGCCUUUAAUAGACAUUGCCUUGUCAAUCUCAAAGCUGAAGGAAUUCACAGGACGGGAGAAGCCUACAGUCAUCACUUAGAAGGCUUUUAUUCCUUUUCUCUUUUUUGGGUCGAGCAAAACUUUACAUACUCCGAGGAAAGUUCUCUAUAUUAUUCUUUCAAAAACUUGCUCUCUCUCUCUCUCUCUCCAGCAGCGUGAAAUUGGUCGAUUCAUGCAUGCAAAUAGUUGAGACCAAAUAACUUGUAACGACUCCACUUAAUGGAGUUCAGUCACUCUACUCGAGACACUAUACACUGUACAAAAAUAAGUUCAGAGCACUAUCCAGAAUCAUGGCAGAAGCAGACGGUUCAAAUCAUGGAAUAAGUAGACAUUAUUAUGAAGACCUGAAUCAUUCACCUUCUCCAAUACGGUUUUUUUUGGCUGGCAUCUGCGCUACAGUGGCCGGGAGAGGGAAAACAUUGCAAACGUAGCUCCAGAAUCCAUGGCCCCAACAUGAACAGCUCUUGAGAUUCUUGCUCAAUUUUUGAUGUCAAGAAGCUCUUGGCGUGGAUCCCGAAACAUGAAGACCAUACAUCCAACGCAUUCUACUCCUAACCGAGAGUAUUUCGUUGUUCUCUGACAAAUCUCGUGCGGGUGUCUGUUCGUCAAGGACAGCUGAAUAUGCCACCAUUCUGAAUUGCUAAAUCUUCUCGAUGGUAGUAUGAAACAGUUGCAGCUAGCAUAUUUUCAACCAUUCGUAUUGGAAUCUACUGCAGAGCUGCAGUCGAACUACAUGCCGCCCGCAUCCAUGCACUAUAAGUGGGUCAGUCGUUGGCUUCCUUUGUACCCACUGCAAUCUCCAGUUGAAACAGAGCCAAUGGCCACCUGAGUUCCUGUGUUAGAACUUCUAUGGCAAUGAUAAAUAGGGUAGCGGGAAGGCGUUAGGCCUUCUCCUACCGUCCUUUCAAACACCAUUUACAGGCAUGAAGGACGCCAUGAAAAUGCA